Ictalurus furcatus (blue catfish) is the source of this 5459-nucleotide messenger RNA. It is a transcript of the gene mavs, whose product is annotated as mitochondrial antiviral signaling protein. The coding region runs from base 1454 to 3571 and encodes 705 amino acids. The record is from RefSeq and is a predicted model, not a curated record. Lineage: Eukaryota; Metazoa; Chordata; Actinopteri; Siluriformes; Ictaluridae. The transcript has 6 exons.
UAUCUUCCUUUACACCAACGACAUUCCUUCUUUGCCUCCUAUUAAUAGUAAUAUGGUGUAUGUACGUCUCAGUUCUAAAGCCACGGCCACUGCCUCGAAUGAAGACAUUUGCUUUACAGGAAUAAUUAUCUACAGCAAGACAAAACACAUCUGACGUCUCGUGUCGAGACUUUUAUAUAAACGUGGCCCAAAUAAAAUGACGUUUAGCUCGUGUUUGGAUUGCCUCCAUGUUCAGCCUCCAUGUUCUUCCUGCUCUGUGAUAUGUGACAUGCGCGGUGUUCGGCAAUACAAUCAUGCAGCUGUACUCCACACUACACUCAGGAUAAAGCCUGUACGUGAAUACGACAUACUAUUUAUUGAUUUUGUCCUUUCGACUUCGCUCGGCUUUUAAAGUGCACUCUAAAGAAGAUAAGUGGUGACCUAGGUGUUUAGAGGGCGCGUCUUACAGGUCGUUGGCCAUAUUUGCCCUUGACGUUUCCUCCUAGCCUGAACAACAUGCCUCUCUGUCAUCUUUCUCCAUAAUACAUUAAUGAACGUGUGUGUGGAUGGUCUGCAUUUGAAGCCAGCUAAUAAGAGAGGUGUAGGGUAGUGGACAAGGCCUGCUGUAUAUCCCAAACUGCCUACACUCAUAGUAAACAAUGUCAAAAUAGACUGCCACUUCCUGUUGUUAGUACAUGUAUAUGGGCUGAACUUGAGAUGACAAUCUUUUGGAAAUACAAUGCAUUAUAUAUGUUCAGGAAAACGUUGUCAUAUACAAUGUAGUGCACUUAUAUAGAGAAAAGAGAAUCUUUUGGGAUUCAAUCAGUGUUAUUAAAGAGAUUGCUGUUUUGUGUCUAACGUCAGACUUACUGUAAUAUGCAGAAUGUUUGUGAGAGUGUGUGAAUGAUAGUCAAAAGAGAAUAUGAAUGUUUGGAGCGUGAAGGGCGGCACAGAGACCUUCAUCAGGCAGUCCUGAACUGUCUCGUGGGGGAAUCUGUCUCAUCUGACAGACUGUCACAACAGAUUAUACUAGCUGAACUGUGUAAAUAUGUACCCAUAAAUAGGUGAGAAUCUCCAAACUCUUGAACAAAACAUACAUGUGUAAUUGUGUUUGGAAACGUUGAUGGUGACAGAGUAUAAUAAUCCACAAUUAAUCCCAUUAAUUACAGUCUAAUUAAUGGUUGCGUUUGUAUGUUGAUAUAAAUCUAUAACACAGAGUGUUUAAAAACUUGUCAGUGUUUACAGUAGGUCUUUGCUGAAGUCUGGAGAUCAUUAAUUGGUCACCAGCUGGAUGAUGUCCAGGUCCUUAUAGCUCCAAUCAUGUGUAGAAAAACUGAGACAUGCUUAAAUGCCAAGGAUCAUUGCUCCCUUUCAAGUGCUGUGUUUUGAUUUUUGGACCUAGGUUCGAGGAGAGUUAAAGUAAAAGGCAUUUACUUUCACCUUAAAAAAUCUGACAAACUGAAGCAGUGUGAAGAUGGCAUAUGCAGGUGACCGACUGUAUAAAGAGGUUAUCAGGAAAAUGAUGGGUGAUUUGGCCACAAAAGUCAGAGUGAGAGAAAUCAUAGCUUACUUGCCCUGCCUCACACUUUCUGAUCGGGAGGAGAUAGAGGCUAAAAGAGAAACCUACGGAAACUACAAUGCUAUGAUGGUACUGCUUGAUAACCUACAGAGACGAGAGAACUGGCCUGAUCAGUUUAUCUCAGCACUUCGGACAUGCGAACAGUGGGCUCUGGCUAAUAAGAUCAGUGAAGAAUAUGACAAAAUAAGGGGAAUCCACACCCAGAGAAGAACCGCUGCUGCUGCUUCGGCUCCUGUCCUUCCUGCUGUUGCAUCUGUCAGUCCUGCAGCACCUCCUGCUCCUGCGCCUGCCCCAGCUGCUGCUGUACCCAGUCCAGCCCCAGCUCCAGCAGAAGCUUCAGCAACAGUGACCACAGCGACAAUCCACAGUGUCCCGUGCUCCACCCCACCCUUUCUCACAACUUCAGUGGAAGCCUCAGCUCAGCCAGCUACUCCACUUAUAAAUUCUCCCCCAGGGCCCUAUUCCAACAUAGCUGCUCCAGCCUCGACGGAAGCCCCUGCUUUAGUUUCAGCCCCAGAUGCCCUAGUACAUGCUCCUCCUGAAUCAGCCCAACCUGCUGAACCCCCAUUGUCGGUCUUGGCUUCAGAUGCAAGGCCCCCUUCUCCAGUCUCUGCUCCUACAUUGACCCCCUCUAUUGGGCAAAGUGAAGUCCCAGGUGCUUCUGCCCCUAUAAAUUCUUCCCCAGAGCCCUGUUCUAACAUUGCUUCUCCAGCCAUGACUGAAGCCCCUGCCUUAGUUUCAGCCCUAGAGAAUUCAGUACAGCCUCAUCGUAAACCAGCCCACCCCGCAGAACCCCCACUGUUAGUGCCACAUGCAAUUCCCCCUUCUCCAGUCUCUGCUCCUGAGGUAACCCCCUCUGUUGGGCAACGUGAAGUCCCAGUCGACUCUAGAAAAACACCCACACUGGGUAUCUCAGGUGGCCCCACUAAUACUGCCCUUUCUGGACAAUCUUCAAUUACUGCAUGUACCCUUCCAACUUCACCUCAAAAGAGCAAUGUUCCAGUGGCAGUCGUAGAGAGCUCCAGUUAUGUGAAACACCCCAUCCAAGACUCAAGUCCUCAUGGGACUGUCUUAGGACAGGACUCACAGAACAACCCAACAAUCACUCAGGUUGUACACACUGCAGUGUCGCCAAACUGCCAGACUCAGGAAACAUCCCAGAGAACAGCACAGGCCACACCUUCAGCAUCUACAGAUGCCGUUGCUGGUUGCUUGUCCAACUUAGCAGCAGAAAACGAAGAGAAUUUUAGCAAGCCUGAUGUCCUAAGAGGAGAGGAACCCUUCUCAGUCAGUUCUGACCGUCUGCAGAUCAGCCAUAUGACCAUGGAACGCUCACCAUUCCAACCUCAAGCUGUGCCAAACCCCUACAGGGCUGAAGAACCUGUUGAUGAGUCUGUGUCAGUCACUACUGAUGAUCCGAUGUUCAGCUCUUCUACCACAGCUGUUUUGUCACAGCAUGUUUCUGAUUCUGUAGUCCCUGUUCAAAACUCUGCUCCUAGGGCCCUGGAAAAUGGCUUUCAAGAAGUUCCCUGUCCCAAUCAGCCAGUGGAGGACCACUAUGAGUCCAUCUGUCAAAGUUUGCAGACAAGAGUGCACAUUGUUAAGGUUUCUGAAGGGCGAUCAGUCCAAAAUCUCAGUGGUCAGCCUCCAAGCAUGGUUAGACCAACCACAGCAAGAUUAAACGACAAUGGUAAAACUGAGAGUAUUGUUCAGUCUAUUUCUGAAGAUCAACCUAGCCGUCACAUCCAGGACAUCUCACAGUGCAUACAGGAAAAUAAUGCCAGUGAGCAGGCUAGUCCUUCUGCAGGUUUAACAACCUAUGCAGAGCCAGCAUACCCGGCUACUGUUCAAAAGUCAGAAUUAAAAGCUUCAGGCCAGAUUAACAUCCCUCAAUCAGAGCAGAGAGAAGAGUCCCAAGGAGUGCUUCAGCGAUUUCAGUCUAGCUCGCACCUUAUUGUAGCUGCAGCUGUUUGCAUGGCUGCUGUUUUUGUGGCCUGGAGGCUCAAGUACUAAUAUCGGAGCUGCUAUGUGCCACCACUGGUGCCUUAAAACAUGACCAAGUUGUCUUAGCAUACCGCAAGAUUGCUCUGGCCAUGUUUUUUAUUUAUUACCUUUACACUAUAUUAUGUCCUGUAACUGACCAGGAUUCACUGACCAAGUAACUAACCAGCCCUGUGCUUGUGAUGAUCAUGUGGAGAUUUAAAUGAGUGAUUAAACAAGUAAACCUAUUAUUUACCACUUUGAUUUCAAACUUACUGACUGUUAGUUAACUCAGCUGCAUGUGAAUCAUGUAAUCAAUUAAAGCUAGUACUUGUGUGAUCUAUGCAAUUACACAUUUUAUUUCAUUCAAGCCAUUUCAGUCAGCCAGCCUGUGUUAAUAUUAAGCAUACUGCCUCACAAAACAUUCAUUUCCUGUGGCUCCUUCUGCAAUAUACUGCAUUCUAAUUUUGACUGUCUUACAGACAUCAUCUAGAAUACAAGUAUGUGUAUAGUAGAAAUCAUUGAAUGUGUUGUCAUUGCAUCUAGUGCUAGGGUACUUACGCUACAAGCUCAAUAAACUUAACAAACCUUCCAAGUAGAAUCCUAUACUGUCCUUACAGGGGACCCAUUGAAAACCUCUCAAGGUUAUUUUGGGAAAUAAUAAAAACUGAGUACAAUCUUAACUGAAUUUGACUGUGAAUACAGGGCUUUUUUUUUCAAAGCCCUAUGGUUAUACAAGUGAAUAAUGAAAGUUGAGUUAUUUAACUUAUAUUGCCACAUCAUAUACGGGGUGCCCAAGUUUGUAUAGCUAUAUCAGCUAUGCUAUAUUUGUAUUUCAAAUACAUCAGGUAUGAUUCCAUGUCCUAAUUCACCUUAAUAUAGUUUAUGUGUAGACUCAUGCUCAAUUACAAAAGGUCAUUAUAAAUUUGCAGCCUUGUACGAUAUUUUAAAGUUUUCACCAAAAAACACUGUGUAGAGGUACAUAUGAUAUAUUUAUAGCAUCUAGACCAGUGCACAUGCAUUUGCCAACCAUGUAAAAUUAAUGCCUGUUUCUCUUUGUAAUGUGAUGCUGAUAAGUAUCACCUUAGUUUGCUAAUUCACUAGGAUAUAUAAGCCUUUCCUAGUUGCACUCUAUUAAUGAAAUUGAGAUUGUAUACACUGAGUUUUCACUUUAUUUAUGUACACCUUGAAUUUUGUGGCUACUUUUUAGGAAUAAAAUUAAAAGCUGUUCAUAUGCACUGUCAGCUACCCUCUGACCUGUCCAGGAAAGGACAGAGCACCACUGAGCAGACAUUAAGUGGGUGAUGGGGCAAAUUCAGCAUGUAAUUUUAGGGUUUGAGACAUUACUGGAAUUAUUAAACACCUGAGGGAUUAAGAAUAGACCACUAACACAAAGAUCUAGCCAGUAGCAGCCCUGUGUUCAGAAUCCGAACUGAUGAAGGGCAAGAGGACAAUCAACACAGUGAAUGGAAAAAAGACCUAGUCUCUAGCUGUAGACAUAGUAGGACUUUCUAGAGGCCAGUAAGUGUACACUGUGUUUCUCACAUUUAAUGUUGCACCACACAAAUAAUAUCUGCUCAUUGGUGGUUCUGUAAUGGUCUGUUUUUAUUAAUGGAUGGGUUAGAGGUUAACUGACAAACUGCCUAGCAACAGACGGGCUACAGUCAGUAAUUGUAUACCUACAAAGUGCAUAUGCUGCAUGGGCAUGAAUAAACAGCCAGUAAUUGUAGUUACAAAGCAGGUAUACCAAUAAAGCAACAAUUCGAUAGGUGUAGCUAUAAAGUAGCAACUUAGUUUAUGCUCUUUAUGUGUUUUUUUUUUGUUUGUUUGUUUGUUUGUUUUUUUGCUCUAAAUUCAGAUAUAAAUAAACAUGUUUGUGGGAAUUAAUGGGAAUUAAAUAAAACGGUACCUGCGGAAAACA